AUGAAUGAUUUUGAUAUUCAAAUAUGGGAUUGUGGUCCAUAUGCAUUUUAAUAAUAAAAAUUAAACAUGCAAAACUUGACAUAGAGUCCUUUAAAACAUCUAAUUAUAGAAGGGGAUAAUAGUCCUGUGAAUUUUAUAGAUGACUUUGAAUUAUCGAGCCAAUCUUCCUAAACAAAUACAUUUAUCUAAUCAGCAAGGAAGAGUUCUGAUGGGGACAAUACAGCAAGAAGAAAAAAGUUUCGGUCUUAAGACUUCACUGAAUAAUUAUAUAUGUGGAAUGGCUACUUAGUGAAAAAAUUUGAACCGAAAUAGUUUUGA
This is a messenger RNA of Paramecium tetraurelia, 318 nucleotides long. RefSeq lists its product as uncharacterized. NCBI's taxonomy places the organism in Eukaryota, Ciliophora, Oligohymenophorea, Peniculida, Parameciidae. The transcript has a single exon. The record is from RefSeq and is a predicted model, not a curated record.